Messenger RNA from Dichotomopilus funicola, 912 nucleotides. RefSeq names its product mitochondrial carrier domain-containing protein. Gene Ontology annotation, cellular component: mitochondrion. The coding region runs from base 1 to 912 and encodes 303 amino acids. The record is from RefSeq and is a predicted model, not a curated record. Lineage: Eukaryota; Fungi; Ascomycota; Sordariomycetes; Sordariales; Chaetomiaceae. The transcript has 7 exons. Gene Ontology annotation, molecular function: guanine nucleotide transmembrane transporter activity.
AUGUCUCCCCCCAUGGCUGGAGCGCGAGAGAAGGAGUCGAACUUGGCGCGUGUGUUGGGGUCCGGUUCUGCCGGUAUCGCCGAGCUGGCAGUUUUCCACCCCGUUGAUACCAUUGCGAAGCGGCUCAUGAGCAACGAGGGCAAGAUCGGCUCCGCGUCGCAACUCAACACCGUCAUCUUCAAGGACAAGGCUAGUGCGCCGUUCGCGCGCAAGUUUGUCUCGCUCUUCCCCGGUCUUGGGUACGCCGCCGGAUACAAGGUGCUGCAGCGCGUGUACAAGUACGGCGGCCAACCCGUCGCCCGUGACUAUCUCACCACCCACUACGGCAAGGACUUUGAGGGCGCCUUUGGAAAGAAGACCGGGAAGGCUAUUUUGCACUCGACUGCGGGCAGUCUUAUUGGCAUCGGUGAGAUCGUCCUCCUGCCGCUCGACGUGCUCAAGAUCAAACGUCAAACCAACCCCGAGGCCUUCCGUGGCCGUGGUGUCUUCACCAUCAUCAAGGACGAAGGUUUCGGUCUAUACCGUGGCUGGGGCUGGACGGCGGCGCGUAACGCCCCCGGGUCCUUCGCGCUGUUCGGUGGAUCUGCGUUUGCCAAGGAGUUCGUCUUCGGCCUGCAGGACUACAACAAGGCGACAUGGUUCCAGAACUUCGUCGCCUCUAUCGCCGGCGCGUCGGCCUCGCUGGUCGUCUCGGCCCCGCUCGAUGUCAUCAAGACGCGCAUCCAGAACCGCAACUUCGAAAACCCGGAGAGCGGCUUCCGCAUCCUCAGCAACAUGGCCAAGAACGAAGGUGCCACGGCCUUCUUCAAGGGUCUGGUUCCUAAGCUCCUCAUGACCGGCCCCAAGCUCGUCUUCUCCUUCUGGCUGGCGCAGACAUUGAUCCCUGCGUUCGACACGGCUUUCAAGAAAUAA